Molecule: messenger RNA, 3698 nt
Organism: Chiloscyllium plagiosum (whitespotted bambooshark)
Lineage: Eukaryota; Metazoa; Chordata; Chondrichthyes; Orectolobiformes; Hemiscylliidae
Source: RefSeq, a predicted model, not a curated record
ACGCUUGCGCAAUAGCCUCCAAGGCGGGGGGAGAGUAACCGGUCAGGCGCAUGCGCACGACCUCCCUCACCGGCUGCCGUCUGCACGCUUGCGUACUGGUGUGCGAGGGGGGCGUGCGGCCGGUUGGACGCACGCGCACAUCCUCCACCUGUCCAGCCGCGGCCGGUUGUGCGCAGGCGUGGUGAGGCGGGUGCUUGAGGGAAGGAGGUGGCGGUCAGGUGCAAGAUGGCGGCGGGAGAGUGGGUGCGCGGUUUGACCGUGCUGCAGUUGGCGGCCACGUUAUGUUCCGGCCUUUACUUCCACAUAGGCGAGACCGAGAAGAAAUGCUUCAUCGAGGAGAUACCCGACGAGACCAUGGUCAUCGGUAAUUAUAAAACUCUGAUGUAUGACAAACAGAGGGAGGAGUACCUGCCUUCUCCUCCAGGACUAGGAAUGUUUGUAGAGGUGAAGGAUCCUGAUGAAAAGGUAUUUUUCUCUCUGCAGCGGGUUCACUUGGACAUCCAAGUUGGUGAACAUGCCAAUGAUUACGUUGAGAUUGCAGCGAAGGACAAACUGUCAGAGCUCCAACUUCGUGUCAGACAACUCAUUGAACAGGUGGAACAAAUCCAGAAAGAGCAGAACUACCAGCGGUAUCGUGAGGAGCGCUUCCGAGUAACCAGUGAGAGCACCAAUCAGCGAGUCCUGUGGUGGUCCAUCGUGCAAACACUGAUCCUCAUUCUGACUGGCAUCUGGCAGAUGAGGCACCUGAAAAGCUUCUUUGAGGCCAAGAAACUGGUAUAGGCCGUGAUCACAAUGACCUGGGUUCAAUUGGUUUAAAAACAGAGGAGGCUGAUUAGCCAAAAGCACGUUUUCAAUUACGCAAUUCAAGCCCUGGGCUUGUCGGAUUUUAUCCAAUUUCUUCCCCUUUCCCAACUUCUGUGAUAUGCAGUGCUUCCUACAAAACAGUGGCUGUAAAGUGCUUUGGGGUAUCCUGAGAUUUUCAAAGAUCCUAUAUGAAUGCAAGUUUUUCUUUCCAAAUGGAGAUUAUAAAGUAAUGGAUAGUCUGUUUGCCAGGUGUGAUUUUGGAAAGGUGCCCUGACUGAUAAAAAGGCAACUCUUUCCAAUUUGAGUUGACUGCUUUGUUGCCUCUUUGACCCCAGUAUCUUGUUAAAGCCAUUGUCAAUCAAUUCUCUUUUCAUCACACCAAAGCUCUGAAAGCUUCAGUACGAGAGUAUUCAAAGUGGAGUUAGGCAGUAUUUAAGCACGCUAAGGUCUGUAUUCCUUGCCUGAUCUAUAGUUGAGCUGUUUAAAAAUCCAUUCUCUAAUAUUAGUUUUUGAAACGAAGUACCCAACAAUGUCCUGUGAACUUCUCUCCAAGGUUUAAUUAGUCCAGCUUUUAUGUGACCUUUUUUGAUUUGAGCCAUCCUUAAGUGUGCAGGGCAGCCUUGACAUGGCUGGCUGUGAUCAUGGAGGUAUGAGUAAUGCUUUACUGUGUUUUCAGACUUGGUUGUAAGGAUAGGCGAAACAAGAGUUAAUUAUUUAUACAUCUCUGGUUGUAACUGAGUGACUCUGACUUUGGGAGGGCAACACUGCAGAGCAACUAAGUGCUCUGAUUUUCUUGUAAUGUUCUCGGCACUAUAAUUUAUUGGCCGCCAUUUGUUGUGAUCAGAAGCAUUGGGUUUGGUCAUAUCAGUUAUUGCAGGAGCAGGAUGUAGGAAUCGCUGUUUACAUGUUACUGUAGGGUUUGGGGCAGGAUGGUGUCCUGUUUCGAUUUGGUUAUAAAAAGGUUGGUGUUCCAUUUGUGCAGCUGCUCCUGAUCCUUGAAUGUUUGGAGGCAGUUGUAAAUAUUUGUACCAUGAUUCUGCUGAGUCUCUUGUUAUUGACUGCCACAUUGACUACAUCCAAAUUGUUAUUAUUUUUAAAGUUUUGAACUUUGCUGCUUUUUGUGGAUGGACAGAUAUUGGGUGGAAAUUUAAUUACAUAAUCAGGGCUUUUUGUUUCUCUCUCUCCUCAUUUCUAUUCGCGUAGGAAAAUGAGUGUGGCCAUUGCUAUGUUCCACUGUUGGCAACAGUACAGUUUGGGCUUGACCCGAUAGGGUUGCAUUCACUAAGUUUUGCAGUUGAAGAAACUGCUGUGAUACCAGAGUCCAGGUCUGUUCAUAUUAAUCUAGUAGACCAAAGUACUACUUAUAAUGUAGGCCAUCCUUCUGAGUUUGAGUGUUAUAAACUUUAGGACACCUCAUUCUUGAACUACUGGAAGGGAAAGCCAAGUUGAUUGCUUUAUUCAGAGAUCCGGUCUUGCCCGUUCAGUCAUCGAUAUUGGAAGUUUGGACAUUUAUGAUUCACUGCUGCCAGCAACUUGGUGACUUGUCGGUGGGUUGUUCAAGGCAGAAUAAUGGCUCUCCACAUGGAAACUGCUGUAAAAGCUGAGGCCAUUGUCCCGUCUUCAACAGGCAGUAUCUCCAUUUGCUGCUUCCAACACACAUGCUAUGCUUAUUGUUUGCUAAAUCAUGCUAAUCUAAUUACAGCUGACUACUUCGGCUCUCUUCUUUUGAUUGAACUGUUCCCCACUGUUUGAACCUUGUCAUCAAGAGUACUGAUGUUGGAAAAGGCUUGAAUGAUAAUUAGAUGUGAUUCCUUCUCUUUCAAGGCAAUAACCUGUCACACACUAUUUCCCCUGGAAGUCAAUUCCCUUGCUUGGGAAUCCCUCUUUCUGGAAAAAUAACACACAAGAUGGGCAAAUUGAUUCCUAUUAAUCCAGUCAACUAAGGUCUACUCACCCCGGGAUUUUUAUGCCUCCUAUUGUAUCGAUAUGCACCAAUUCAGAGGCACCAUUUCUCUACAGUUCUCCAGUUCAUGUUGUUAAGAUUAACAGUCCUAGUUUUCUCAACGUGAGGUAGGAAUCAGAAUUGCGUGAUGAAAAGGCUUCAUUUCAGAUGUCUGGCUCGGUCUGAAAACCUGGUUGGUUUACUGACGACUUUGACCAAGCCAUCUGAUUGGAAAGUGGGUUGUUAUGUAGCAGUCUUUAUGCUAACUAAUCUCCCAGAGAAGAUGUUUUUGUGCUUUGACAUUUCACACACGUUCUUUUCGAAAGGAUAUGUAGAGGAGCUGUGUGGAUUGUGGAGUGUAUACUAAAUGGGCACUGUUACACUAAAGGACAAGGAUAUAGGUUCUUUAAUCCAUUACCUGUACCACUGAUACCUUUUUUUUGUGAGAGAUUUCCUUAAAAAUAACAGCACACCUUUUGUGCUGUUCUGGGUGUAGUGCACACAAAGCUGAAGUGCAUGGGGAGUGAGUGUGUGAUGCUCACUAACCCAUCAGUUUAAACUGUUGAGUAUGUUAAUCUGUCCAUUUUUGAACGUGGUUGAAGAUGACUGUUGCAAAUAGGUAAUUGGCCUUGGAUACGAAGGUGAAGACUGAUAUAUGUUGUAUGAUUGCCCCAGAACCAGUUCACUGAUUUCUAUCAUUGUUGAAAAAAUAAAUAGUGCCUCAAUGUAAAUUUCUGCCUGUUUUCUUCACAUUAACAUUCUCCCUUCUUUUCUUCCAUCCUCUUAAUUUCUUUCUUCUUUUGGAACUUGGUGCAUUUUAUGUAGAGAUUAUGUUGCUUAAUGAGAUUUGUUUUCUUGUAUUUUGCAGUAAUUGUCAUGUACAAGUUCCUGGACCAUUUUUCAGAAGUUCUCAUUUUUGAAAUAAACUAUUUCCACCUUUUUUUAAAAAAAA